CUUAAAAAGCAGGAGGAAAGAAUGAAAAGAAUGCAAAGAAUGGAAAAAACGUCGACGACCUCGCUGCACAUGUAAAGAGAAGCUUCAUCCUGAACACAACAACAACCUAAUUUCCCGACUAGCCAACUCCUCUAAACCAUCCAACCCUUAACAACGGAGUCUGCCAAUAAUAUCUGUAGCACAGCGCUUCAAAGACUACUCCACUGCAACUAAUUACGGAACGGUCCAGCUGGKUCGGCUUGUCAGCAAUACGAUAUGAUGAACGCAUUUGGGUUGGCUCGAACGAGAACAUUGUAUGGCRCGGUAUCUACGACACAGGUCCGACGGACUGGAAAUGUCACGAGAAGAAUAUCGACCGAAACCGCCACCAAUGGCAAAGGCAACAGCAACAACCACCACUUUCCGAUCGCGCGACGGGGGCUUCGCUCGCUGUCCUCGAAACCGGGCAAGCCCAAGCCGAAACCCUCUGUUCCCGGGAACGGGGGCGUGGAACGCACGUGGUACACCUCGGCUGGACGAAAGACCACUUCURRCCUCGACAUGGGCCGAUACGGAUUGAAACGCCUGGACUACGCCGGCAUGACACCGCCGGUAUGGACGGCUCCGCCCCACCCACCGACGAAGACCACGGCGGAACGCGUUGUGUUUCCGCUGACGCUGGCGCUCGUAGCGGGCAUGAUCGUGUGGGUGUACAUGGCCCCCGAAGAGGAGGACAUGGCCGAGUAUUGGAAGCGGGUAGAGAGCGGUCAGAUUUUAUUGGACGACGAUGAUGACUAUGAUGAAGACGACGACGACUAUGAUGACGAGUGAUGCGGCUUUUCAAAUCGUGUUACAUGAUUCUAGACAGUAGUAGGGGUGUGCAAAUGGGUGCAAUGCGUUCAUUUUACAAACGAUUACCCUACCAGCGAUCAUUCGUUGCCAUUGAUGUCCAGCAUGUUUCGAUGAAAGCGAAUGUCUAGAUCUAGGAAUUCAAUCGAUUGAAUGUGCGUAAUACUAAGAUGGUUGUCUUGGUUCAGAUUUUGUGGUAGUUGCUCUCAGCAAUGGGCAACAAUCCAAACUGUGAAAAAGAAUCGGCUCUGCUCCACAAUCCUUGGAAUUGCAGUUGACAACAUAGAUAGCAAAAAGAUUAUUCUUG
This is a messenger RNA of Pseudo-nitzschia multistriata, 1135 nucleotides long. NCBI's taxonomy places the organism in Eukaryota, Bacillariophyta, Bacillariophyceae, Bacillariales, Bacillariaceae. The record is from the annotation of a GenBank genome assembly.